AUGUCAUCGGUUGUCUUCGAGAUUAGUCUUCCCAGGGCUUCGCUUCUAGGGCAAUUCGCGCCCGUGGAAGAGGUCAAGGAUAUCGCUGAUGCCCACCCCCGCUGCGUCCCUUUCUGGGUCCCAGUCUCGCCAGAGCACAUGGAAGCAUUUGGUCCGGGGACUGAAAGACCGAAUGACAGACGGUUAAGGAUGGAUCCUUUCCCAGUAUCUUUGGAGUUAAAUAAGCCAGACUGGGACGCGGCACGGCUCACCGCUGCUUCAGGAGAACUGAAGUCUGGCAGCCCCCGCAACCCGUGGCUCUUGCCGCAGCUCCUCUUCUACCCCUCCCUAAAAAGGUCUGGACUCAGACUAGUCAAUGGAACAGAGCCAAUAAUUGAUACUCUGGAGUGCCUAAGAUUUGAACUUGAAGCCCGAACCAGUGCUGGCGCCCAGGUUGGGUCACUUCCUGGUAAACUCAAAACACUGCUGAGUUUCAGAAGCAUCCCAGUUAAUUUGAUUAAAUUAAAACCAUUCUUGGAUACCCAGGAUGUUGCUCCCUCUGCCCUGAAGCUUCUGCCUGAAGAGGAACUCAGAGACAUCUUUACAUAUGAAGGAAUCAGUCUAUUGCCGCAAAAGCAGUGUAAAUGUGAAGUCAUGGAGGGUAUAAAAAGUUACAAUUUUCAGGAUGCCUACAGCCGGGAUGACCUCAGUGAAGUAAAAGCAAGAAGACAGGUCGAGUUUAAACACUUCCAGAGGAGAGAAGGACUACCCCACCCUCCCCCUGUGCUGGCUCAGCCCAACAUCCCUUUUGGGUACCCAGUCCAUGGAACGGAGGUAAUGCCACUUCACACAGUGGUGAUUCCAGGCCUCCAGUUUGAUGGACCAGUUGCAUCAGUCUAUAAGGUUACCAUGAAGGCCUCUCUGGGGAACCUGAAUAGUCUUGCUGACACCCCAGGCCAGGAGGUGUGGGGUAGAGGUGAGAAGCAGCUGAUUAUUCGGACCUCUUCACGGAAGUUGUUAAAUUUCAUCCUUCAGCAUGUGACCUACACCAGUACCAUCUAUUACUCCAAUGCUGUGGACAUUGUGAGUCUUGAAUUUGGCUACUCAGUAGCUAAGUUUCCUGUGAUCAUCCGCCAGCCAAUCAUCCCUAAGUUAUUUGACCCUGGUCCAGAGAGGAAGCUCAGUGCCCUGGUGACCAUCACAACCAAGACUUUCCUCCGACCCCACAAGCUUCAGGCAUUGCUCUCAAGCAUCCGAAAAUAUUAUCCAGAUGUGACUGUGAUUGUGGCUGAUGACAGUGAGAAGCCAGAGAAAAUUGAGGACAGUCAUGUGGAAUAUUACAUCAUGCCCUUUGCGAAGGGCUGGUUUGCGGGAAGAAAUCUGGUAUCUCAGGUCACUACCAAGUAUGUGCUGUGGAUAGAUGAUGACUUUCUUUUCACCAAAAAGACGAAGAUUGAGCUUCUGGUAGACGUUUUAGACAAAACAGAGCUGGAUGUGGUAGGUGGGCAGUGUGGCUGGAAUUCAUUCCAGUUCAAGCUGCUGCUGCCCCAAGGGGAAGAUGGCAGCUGCAUUCACAAUCGAAUGGGAUCCUUCCAGGACUUGGAUGGUUUUCCCAAUUGUGUGAUAACAAGUGGCACUGUUAAUUUCUUCCUGGCCCACACAGAGAAGCUCCGUGGAGUUGGCUUUGAUCCCAGGUUGCAGAGAGUAGCACAUUCAGAAUUUUUCAUUGAUGGUUUGGGGAGUCUCCGAUAUGGAUCUAGUUCAGAUGUGAUAGUUCAUCACCAACCCAGAGACACGACAGGUGGCCCAGACAAAUCUCCCUUGAAGAAAUCUACAGAUGGUCCGGACCAACUCCUAAGGCCAGAGAUCCAGUUCAAGGUAGCCCUUCACUUCUUCAAGAACAUUCUACAUUGCUAUUUACCCAGGGCCUGA
Messenger RNA from Dromiciops gliroides (monito del monte), 1911 nucleotides. Its product is annotated as beta-1,4 N-acetylgalactosaminyltransferase 2-like. The record is from RefSeq and is a predicted model, not a curated record. NCBI's taxonomy places the organism in Eukaryota, Metazoa, Chordata, Mammalia, Microbiotheria, Microbiotheriidae. Gene Ontology annotation, biological process: UDP-N-acetylgalactosamine metabolic process; UDP-N-acetylglucosamine metabolic process.